AUGUCUGCCGAAGGCGCCUCUGCAUCGCCCAUCCCCAUUGAGGAUCUCACUAAGAUCACCACCGAGGCCUGUCAAAAUGCCCUCGAGAACAGCCAGGGCUACGAGCACGACAAUGUCGGAGCCUGGAACUCCCAGAUUAUCAACACCGUCCUCAAGGCCCUGAUCACCGCUACCGCACCCACCGAAGCCUCCAAGCCCCCUCCCUACCGCUUCACCGUCAACAGCACAAUCGUUCAGCAGGGUGUAAUUGACCCGUCCGUCGCUGCCAAUGGCACACUCAGCAAUGCUGGUAAGCGUGGUAUGCACUCCGCCUCUGGGGCGUUCUGGGACGUCAACCGCGACGGCAUGUGGACUUUCAAGUACCCCGGUGCUGAAGAGCGCGGGAUGGAUGUUGUUGUCUGUGUGACGUGGUUUGCCGUCGUAUAA
This is a messenger RNA of Penicillium vulpinum, 426 nucleotides long. RefSeq names its product dynein light chain Tctex-type family protein. The coding region runs from base 1 to 426 and encodes 141 amino acids. The transcript is spliced from 4 exons. Gene Ontology annotation, biological process: microtubule-based movement. Gene Ontology annotation, cellular component: cytoplasm; cytoplasmic dynein complex. The record is from RefSeq and is a predicted model, not a curated record. Gene Ontology annotation, molecular function: dynein intermediate chain binding. Lineage: Eukaryota; Fungi; Ascomycota; Eurotiomycetes; Eurotiales; Aspergillaceae.